CGUGUCCCUACAGGAGUUGGUGGCAGAGGGAGUCUGUGCUGCACCGAGAGGAGAAACAGCUGCUAACAGAAACAUGUCCGCGGUGCCUGACGGAAAGAAACUCGUCCGGAGCCCCAGCGGCCUUCGCAUGGUGCCUGAAAAUGGCGCCUUUAACAGCCCCUUCUCCCUGGACGAGCCGCAGUGGGUCCCGGAUAAAGAGUGCCCGAGAUGUAUGCAGUGUGACACCAAGUUUGACUUCAUCAGGAGAAAGCAUCACUGUCGGCGAUGUGGUCGGUGUUUCUGCGAUAAAUGCUGCAGUAAGAAGGUGGCGCUGCCCCGCAUGUGUUUCGUGGAUCCGGUGCGGCAGUGCGCCGAGUGCAGCCUGGCCUCCCAGAAGGAGAUGGAGUUCUACGAAAAGCAGCUCAAAGUGCUUCUGGGAGGUGGCACCUUCGUCGUCACUUUGGGAACGUCGGAGAAGUCUGAAACCAUGACGUGUCGCCUCUCCAACAACCACAGGUAUCUGUUCCUCGACGGUGAAAGUCACUUUGAGGUAGAGCUGUCUCGGAUCUCCAGCAUGCAGAUUUUGACGGAUGGGUCGAGUCCAGGAGAGAAUGACAUUCACACUUACACCAGUCUGCUGGACAGUCAGUAUAUCUCUGAAGGAGGGACGUCACGGGCCAGCGGCAUGCUGCUCCACUACAAGCCAAUGGGCUCUCAGGACGCCCAGCAGCUCCGUAUGGAGGCAGCAGACGACAAGAAGGUGGCCUCGUUAUGGUUGGCUGCAAUGCACAAGGCGGCCAAGUUGCUGUAUGAAGCUCGGGACCAGUGACCUGCAGGCAGCCUGUCCGACCCUCCAGGCAGCACACACCCAAGUGUUUUUGUACCCGGUCUCACCGGGGUUUGGUAUCGUUUGGAUUUUUAUUAACACCAGUUCUGAUUCUGCUUAUCCGUCUGAUUCCUCAUCGGCUCUUGAUACCAGUUCUUAUCAUGGUGAUUUCUGCGAGAAAUGUUUAUACGAGAAGAAAACACUUUAUUACCUCUAUAACCAGUACUUUGUACGUCAUGUUUACCACAGAUAGGCUGAUUAUUCGUCUUUUUGGCAUUUUACAUCUCAGAGUUCUAUAAUCCUGUUUGUUUUAAUACAUAAAUCAGGGCAUGCAGCAUUAAUGUCUAAAUGUGGGACAAACUGAGACAGCAAGAGAAGAAGCUCUCCAACACAAGGUAGAAUCCGUUGAUGUUUGGGAAGCUUCUGCUUUUAAUUCCUGUUAACUUUCUCAGAUUUGAGAGUUUUGAUCCUUUGAUAUUUAGAGUUGAACUUUGACAAUAUAACAACAAUGAAAUGUGACAUUAGACCUUUCAUUAAACCUUUUUUCAUAACGUCAGAGAUGCAGUAAAUCUUCAGAUAGAGGCACAGUUAUUUCAAUAAUUUUAUAUGCUGCAGUUAAAUGUCUUCUUUGUGUGUGUGUGUGUGUGUGUGUGUGUGUGUGUCAACUGGGAUUUUAUUUCCUUGAAGGAGUGAUGAGACACUUUACAGAUCCCUGUAGGGAUGGGGUUUUUUAUUUUUUAAUUUAGCUGACCCUCCUUCUACAGAGGUCAGCUCAACAGCACCAAGUAGGGACUGUAUGUCUGUGCUCGAGGGACCUUCAGCAGGAUGGGUGCUCGACGUUUGAACCAGUUUGAUCUUCCAGAUAAAGCUUUGUCUCGCACACAUUAAAGGACAAAUCCACCUGUAAAACCCUUUAACGUAGACAGAAAAGCAGCUACACGUGAUGUGCUUUGCAUUGUGGAGGCAUUCUGGGAAAUGUAGGAUUCCAGCAGAGGCUAGAAGAGGACAGAAUAGUUGGUGAAAUGCAAAGAGCAUCACAAAUUUAACCAGAAUGUAAACAAAAUCUGUUGGAUUUUUCCUUUAACACACCUGCGUCCAUGACAGUUUCAGAGUAAAUGAAAGUUCAGGUUUCUGUUUCUUCUCUGUAGAUUAACACGUCAAUAACUCUCCUCUCUGCUACGAUUAUUUACAGGUUUCAAUCUUCAGACCUCUGCGUCUGAGGAAACUACAGACUAUUCACUGAUUCUAGUGAAGCAUAAACACACAGACAUAAAUAAAUGCUUUAAAUGUAGUUUCAUGGAUUAAAGUUUUGUAUGAGCUAUUUUGUUAACUAUUCCUACUUUAACACAAAGUGUGUACGACGUAUUUGCAUCACUUCUAAAGCUGAAGGAUAGUUUUUUUGUAACACUUGUAAACAGUAAUUGCUUUUGUCCUACCCUGUCGGGUUUUCCUUUUUUUUUUUUUAAUUUUGUUAUUAUUGUCCAGGAUGUGAAAUCACCACCUUCAGUCAGCCAGUUGCUGUUCAGUGCUGGUUGAGUUGGUGAGUUUGUCAGUUCGGUGGUUAGUUGUACUUCCGAGGACCUAUUCUAAAGAGAAACAUAGUUUUGACUCAGACGGUGAAACUGUUAGCCAGUGCAAGAAAAAAUGUAACCUCGCUAUGCAGCCAGAUAUACUGUACAUGCCCUGAGCUCAAAGUUAGAUCAUAGCUUCUGUCAAAAACAAAAAUACAGACUGGACCUUUAAGUGGACAUUAAACAUUUCCGAACCUUAGUUUUAAUUUCCAUGAUGAAAGUUUUUGCUGCCACGUGACACAAAUGUGACAUUACCUUUAAAGAUUUAAGCCCUGAUGUUGUGAUAGAGUCUGCAAAUCCCCAAUUUUCCUUCAAGCUCUGGCUGAAAGUUUUGAUAAUUUUCAGUUGGACAAAAAUUUUAGGGAUUUUGUAGCACUGUUGGGUAAAGAUGUGUAUUUUUAACUAAUUUAAAAUCGCUUUGGUGUUUUUCAGCCUUCUUGUGUCUGAGUGAAUAUUGGAGACUAGAACUUCUAUAAUUACGCUACGACCUGUGUGUGCACGCCACAAGAUUUCUCCACCGAGCCCUCGCCGACAGAGCCCCAGAUAACGCGGUGACAUCACCAAACUUUGAGACGACACGUGGUAAAGUCAUGGAUAUUCUUCCCAGUGUUGAAUGAGAUCUGCCUCCAGGGCCUGGGUCCAAGCACAACGCUCUCCCCCGUGAUCCUGUGGACGCCGCCAUUGUUGUUGUUGCUUGCCGGCUUGUCAGUGUUGCCAGAUCUUGGGAGAGAAACAAGCAACCGGGGCUAUGGAAACAAGCCCAAAAGAAGCGACGGAUAUAUAUAGAGAAAGGUGAUGUUUAGAGAGCAAGUCCAAAUAAGCAACUUCACUUUAGGAACAAGCCCAAAGUCGCUGCUAAUAAGCAGCCCUGGCAACUCUGCGGCUUGUCUUGCUCACAUUUCUUCCGUCCUCCUGCGUGCCGACGUGGGACGUAUCCCGCCUCUCAUUGGCUGAUGUCAGUCGUGUCACACUUUUCCAGUUUUCUAGCAUGCCAGAUAUCCAGUCCCAGUCACAGACGAGGGGACGACUUGCUCGUAGGCUUGUUCACACAUGAGGACUCGUCGUGGCAGACUAUCUGCCGACUCACCUCCGACCCAAGGUGGCUCUCAAGAUCCUCUGCGACGUCACAAUCGCGGUGAAAAUCGUGUAACGUGAACUAGGCUUUACAGAAAGAACCACGUCUCGCUCAGGGAGAAGUCUCAUUCUGACAUCUUGCAGACUUUUCCCACUAUGUCGAAAUGGGCUAAAUAUUCAGCCUUGAAGUUAUAAGUAUUUUAGAUAACACUAAGCUACACUUUCUGUCCUCUUCCACAACACAUCUUCCCUGCACUCCUCCCUCCAACUCUCAAUAACGUUUCCACCGUUGUUUUUUCCACAAAUCAGCUCUCGAUUUCAGAACCAGACUUCUCCUUGAGCGAGACUUGGUUACACACAAUGACAAACAAACAAUAUCAAGGAAAACGUUUAAUUUCUCUGCAGGGAUCCUUUCCAUAAUGUUGUCGGACACAAUCUGAGCAUAUCAAUGGCAAAAUCAAGCACUUGUAGUGGAUGUACAUCAACAGUGAACAAAUGCCCCAAGCAGUUACGUUGUGGUUUGUUUUACUGCUGCUGGCUGCAGCGCUCUCUCUCAACACUCCACCAAUUUCAAAUGGUGACGUGUCCAUAGGUCACAUAAGCCCCGUUUCCACCAAACACUUUCAGUGUGGUACCUUUGGAACCAACAGUAACCCUUCAGACAUGGUACCUAGACCCUCGGUCCCUUUUAGCGUUUCCACCACAAAUAAUCCUCUUAAAUGUGGGCGGGGUUGUUGUCACUUCCUCAUUAUUGGUGACACAGAUGGAAGUCUGCACCUCGUUUAUCGUCCACAGAACGAGGCUGCACGCUGACAUUUUCAGAACAAAAUAGAACAGGCUGCAGUGAGAGUCUCUCUCCAUGGGAUAUUUAAAAAUAGCAGCUUUGUGCAUUUAGUCCUUCUCAGGCAAGCUCAGGGGUUUAGUGUUGCUAUAGCCCACAGGAACGACGCUCCGUGAUGCUUUGUAAUAUAAAUUAAUAUGUAUUUUUAAACAUUUGAAGAUCCACUUAUUACUAAAAGUGUAUCAUCCAAAAGACACUAUAAAAGCUGGGUGAUGGUAAAAGUUGUCACAGUGAAAUUUAAGGUGUGCUGAUGGAUUGCGUCAUCACCUCAUACAUUAAAUAAGUUAACGUUCCACCUUAAAAGUCGCCGGCAGUCGGCCCAGUGAAUGAAGUUAUUUUCUCUCAGACUCCAGCUGCUGUGAGAGGCAGCAAAACAUCCUUUCAUUUUAUAGUUACAGUUUACUAAUAAAACUCUCCACAGUAUGAACAGUGGUUACAUGAGCCUCAAAACCAGACACAACUCAGCCCUGAGCAGACUGACCGUCCUCUACUGACCAAUCAGACUGCAGUGUUCACAGCUCCACCUUUUAGUACCAGAUCUGUGUGCUAGGUACCCCAACAGAGGGGAGACCAAACAUGUGGACGGUACUGAACGGUUCCAUUGGUACCAUCCAUGGAAAAUAGUGUCCCGAACUGAACUGAAGGAGAAAAUGUGGUUUCAGGCUGAAAAAUACCAAAGUUUCCUUUUACAAUUACAAGAACUUCAAACAAAGUGUUGUGACACAAAAAUCUUAACUCUUACCGACUUUUUCAGGCUGAGCGAGACGGUGAGAUGCAGAUGAAACCUCCAGAAAUGGAUAGGAAGUGGAUUUUGUUUAGACUUUUUUUUGUCAAAACAACCACUGACAAAACGACCUUGAAGGCAGAAUGAGUGGGAUUUGUCAGUUGCGGUUUGUAAACAUUAAAUAUUAUAUUAAAUAUUAUAAAUGCAGUUUCAGUCGCGAACACUAUGUGCUGUAUUUAGCUACGAUUACCAAGUAUCAUCGGCUUUACAAUAGUUUGCUGGCAUCUGUGCGUCUUCCCUGUUUUUCUCAAAGCUGGAAGAAACAACGUAAAAGUCGUUUAAUGGAGCAAAGAAUCGGUUAACCGCUGGGUUUUUUGACCUUUUUUCUGCGUCACACCCAAUGAAACCAACGUCCAGCACCUCUGCUUUCACUUUGUAACAUAAAGUUUAUUUUUAUAUGCUGCUCACCUAAGAAUUAAACCCACAAGUUGUCGUUUGGUUCGAGACUUUUUUUUUUUAAGAACAGAGACGGAGGACGGUUUUGUGAGGUUUUUGUGUAAAAAGUCGUCUGUGUGGUCACUCUCGAUGUCGUCUCAGAGGCAUUACUGUACAUUCACAAGGGUAUCCAGUUAGGUUCUUCCAUUAUAGAGAUGUUUGUUAUGAAGAUACAUGUGAGGGCUGCACAGUGAGGAACACAAAUGAUCAUAUUAGCCUCUGUAAUUUAAGGCUACAGCAAUUUCCUCUCUCCAUUGUUGUUUUGGCUUCCUACUUCACUGUUAAUCUAACACUAAUAAAAUGCAUCGUCCCUUCAGGUGAAGUCUAAACAUCUAAAUCAGACCUGAGACCAGUAUAAUUGGUUUUUAAUCACAAUCACACACUGCCAAAAUGCACCACAUUUACAAUGAAUUUCCAUAUGUCUGCAGUUUAGUUGAAUAUAAUAACAGCUUUAAAUGUCUGAAGAUUACUGUUAUGACAUUAUUUGUAGCUGUUUCUAUAUAAAAUGAAUGGACGUGAGGAAGCUCUGUAUGAUCAUCUUGUUAUAUUUUCUGUGCAGCCCUCUCAGACUGUCCUCAGUGUUGACUUAAUGAAGAGUUUUUGUUGUAAGUCACCCCUCAGCCAGUGUUUGUACCUGCACUUUAAAGCCCACCCUGAUCACAGUCAUUUUUAUCCCAGUGCUUCAUUUAUUAUACUGAAAACGCUUCUUCACCCUUUGUUGGAUUAUUCUGUUGAGAAUAAAAUCAAGUGUUUAUA
This is a messenger RNA of Epinephelus moara (kelp grouper), 6266 nucleotides long. It is a transcript of the gene zfyve21, whose product is annotated as zinc finger, FYVE domain containing 21. NCBI's taxonomy places the organism in Eukaryota, Metazoa, Chordata, Actinopteri, Perciformes, Serranidae. The coding region runs from base 74 to 808 and encodes 244 amino acids. Gene Ontology annotation, molecular function: metal ion binding. The transcript is spliced from 8 exons. The record is from RefSeq and is a predicted model, not a curated record.